CAGCGACGCAGUGGAAGUCAGCAUAGGCCACAGCAACAUCGAUAGCAGCUAUAAUAUAUUGGCCGGAAAGGUCAAUUUCAUCAAAUCUACAUACUCAGGAACAUGUCUGGCGGAUACGACUUUUCCCAUCUCUUUCCAGCCAACACCCUUGCCUUUUCCCCUGGAACGACUUUUUUGGCAGUAGCACAUCAAAACCGGAUUAUUGUCAGAUCAACGUCUACUCUCCAGGUAGUUCGAACAUGGGAGUGUACUUUACCUUCUGAAUCAACAAUAUUUCGCUCAAAAGAACCCUGUGUUGCCUCGUCUGCAACAGAAGCCACAUCAGAAGCUUUUAUCAUCGACACAUUACAAUGGUCAGGUGACAGUACGUAUCUUUUGGUGCAUUCCAAGGAAGCAAAAAUGGCAUGGGUAUACGGUGUAGCUCAAGAAGGAGAAGCAGCCCAUGUCGGCGGAAUGGGAGUCGAGGGCUUAUCCAAGGUAGAGUGGGGUAAGGGGAAUAGAGAAGUGCUGGCAUGGACAGAGAUUGAUUCGAGGCUCUAUAUAUACAGUCUAUCGUCUGGGGAAACCAGACUCAUUCAGAACGUCAAGCCCACCGCCGAUGGAUACACGUAUUCACCUGAUUCUCGGUACCUUGCGGUGACCGAAAAACAUCUUGGAAAGGAUUAUAUAGGAGUGUAUGACAUCCUUGAUGGCUAUAAUCUUCUGAGGCACUUCCCACUUCUGACUGUCGAUGUACAAGGUGUUUCGUGGAGCCCUUGUGGCAAAUAUAUUGCAGCAUGGGACUUACCUCUAUCUUAUUCCCUUCAUAUCCAUUCCGCUAUAGGACCUCACCUAACUCACCUCAAUCCCUCGUCCCCAGCCUUUUCCCUUGCACCAAAUGAAACACCAGGUCUUGGUCUUCGCACCCUUGCUUGGGCACCAGGAGGACGUUGGAUAGCUGUCGGUGGAUGGGAUGGGAAGGUCAGGAUAGUUGAAAGUGAUGGAUGGAGAUGUGUUUGUGUGAUAACUUGCGGCACCAGAGCCAAUAAAACUGCAGCUGUCUGGAGAGAGCCAAACGAUUGGUUAAGAGAUACCAGAGGGCGGGGCAUCGUACAAUUCGACCGACAGCCACAUCCCGUUACUUUCCCUGCUCUCCGCCCUGAUAUCACUAAGCCAUACCCUCGUAUGGGUAUAUCACAACUCACUUUCGAUCGGGAAGCUACUCUUCUCCUCAUCCGCCUUGAUAGUCAACCAAACGUUGUACACAUUUACAGCUUCCUCCCCACACCCACAUCCGAACAGCCUACCAUAGCCCACAUUGUCAGUUCUAUUUUCUCCAGAGAGAUUAAGAAAGCCAAAUGGAGUCCAGUGAAGAGCAAACUUAGUGUAGUCACAAGAGGUGGAGGGGUUUACUUUUGGGAUCGAGAGAGUGGAUGGAUUGAAGAAGAGAGCGGCGGCAGUUUUGAAUGCGAUAGAGAAAUCGAUGUUGCCACAGGUGGUAUGAUGGAAGGUGUGGGCAUCCCCACUCGGGCAGAAUUUUCGGCGCUUGAUAUUCACUGGUCACCCGAUGGCAGGUCUUUAGCCAUACGGGACAGAUAUCAUUUCUGCUUGUUGUAUGAUGAAGAUACUGGAAACCUAGAUGAUGACGAGCAAGAAGGUGAACGUUCAGCGCUAAUGUGGAAUGAGCAAGGUGAAGGGUUGACAGAUGUGCUUGAGGAAGAAGGACACAUCAGCUUAAGCGAGGGUUUACCAAGUCGAGAGCAGUUUAUCUGGGAAAAAAAGCGUUAUGCGACGGUUAAAGCAGCAGUAUAUAGUUGA
This is a messenger RNA of Cryptococcus deneoformans JEC21, 1797 nucleotides long. RefSeq lists its product as hypothetical. Lineage: Eukaryota; Fungi; Basidiomycota; Tremellomycetes; Tremellales; Cryptococcaceae. The coding region runs from base 103 to 1797 and encodes 564 amino acids. The record is from RefSeq and is a predicted model, not a curated record. Gene Ontology annotation, molecular function: protein binding. Gene Ontology annotation, biological process: microtubule anchoring at mitotic spindle pole body; mitotic sister chromatid segregation; protein localization to mitotic spindle pole body. Gene Ontology annotation, cellular component: microtubule organizing center; MWP complex; mitotic spindle. The transcript has 8 exons.